This is a messenger RNA of Zingiber officinale, 1318 nucleotides long. RefSeq names its product growth-regulating factor 1-like. The coding region runs from base 99 to 1145 and encodes 348 amino acids. Gene Ontology annotation, molecular function: ATP binding. Lineage: Eukaryota; Viridiplantae; Streptophyta; Magnoliopsida; Zingiberales; Zingiberaceae. Gene Ontology annotation, biological process: regulation of DNA-templated transcription; developmental process; DNA-templated transcription. Gene Ontology annotation, cellular component: nucleus. The transcript has 3 exons. The record is from RefSeq and is a predicted model, not a curated record.
GCAGGAGUUAAAACUAGUGAUGCUGCCUCCUGCUUCCUCUGUAGCUUUCUGUCUGCGUUUUUGGCCUUCUUCGCCUGUUGUUUGCUGGCUCCGAGAAGAUGAUGACGAGAGGAGUUGGAGGAGGAGGAGGAGGAGGAGGAGGAGGGAGCAGUAGGCAUCCCUUCACGCCGUCGCAAUGGCAGGAGUUGGAGCUCCAAGCGCUCGUCUUCAAGUACAUGGCGUCGGCCGUUCCCGUUCCUCCUGAUCUCCUCUGCUGCGUCAGGAGAAGUCUCUUCGCGGAGCCGCGGUCUCCCCGCUUCCUGCCGCCGCAUCCUCCUGCGAUUGGGUGGGGGGCUUAUCAGAUGGGCGACGCGAGGAAGGAGGUGGAUCCAGAGCCCGGGAGGUGCAGGAGAACGGACGGGAAGAAAUGGAGGUGUUCCAAGGAGGCGUUUCCUGACUCCAAGUACUGCGAGAGGCACAUCCACAGGGGAAAAGGCCGUUCAAGAAAGCCUGUGGAAUUGUCUUUGGCCACCGGCCGGCCGGUCGUCUCCCACAGCUCGCCAAAUUUCCACCCUCCUCCUCUCUCCCUCUCCUCGCCGCGCACCGAUCACCAUCUCCUCUCCCCCCGUUCCUCCUCCGUAAGGCCUUCUGCCAUAGGUUCUGGCUACUCGCACAGCGAAGAUUCCUCAAACUUCUGCUUGCAAUAUCUUGAUAAGCACAGGAACAUCCUUGGCUUCGAGGAGGGCGCGCGUGAGUUCCCUUUCCUCCCGGAAGGCUGCAGAACCGGAAGGGAGCUUCGCUGCAGCUUCGGGCAUAUGGAGAUGAGCUCGAAACAUACUUACAGCAGCAUGCAGAGUAUUGAUUCCCACUUCAGGAUUUGCUCGUCUAAGGGAGAGGAGGAUGAGCAGCGCUGCCUCUUGGGCGCUGGCCUCAAGAUGGAGAUGGCUGCUAAUGGCAGGUUGGAGAAGGAGGAGGAGCAACCAAGGCCGUUCCACUGUUUUCUCGACGAGAGGCCUCCCAAAGUCGAUGGCUCUUGGAUGAGCAUGAACGUGGGCUCGAAGACACAGCUAUCCAUGUCCAUUCCGCUUGCCGACCACGACGUGCCAGUCACUGCUACAACGGUAUCUCCAUUCCUCUGUUCGUCAAUCCUCACUCUCUCUCUGUGACUCUCUCUCUUUUAACCUCGUUGCCAUUCACAACGCAGAAGGUUGAUUUCUAAAGACGAGAGAAGCUUGGCCCUUCCGCACUUUGUCAUCCCUGCUCUAGAUUUUUGCUAUGUCAAUCGUCUCUUGCUAGUAUGUUGUUGUGAUCAAUGAAGAAGAGAUGCUGUUGUGUUUUC